AUGGCAACUCACACCUCCUCCACAGCUGUCACCGCGCGCCUUGCAGCCGACGGCAAAAACUGGAAGGACUGGAUUAAACAACUCAUCAAUUACGCAGCCGCCGAUGGCGCUGUAGCCGUCCUAGAUGGGGCUCCGCGCCCAGAAUUUGACGCUACAGACGACAAGUAUCGCAUUACCGCCAUGCAGCGCCCGAUCACUCAUCCAUUAGGCACCUCAACAGACGUUAUCCAAGCCGAGCUUGACCGUGUCGGCAAACUCAACAAGACUAUAGGACCGUUCAACAAUGAGGCUCGACAGCUACUUAAAGAGGACAAGCUUGCGCUUGACUCAUGGCCUCUCGUAGCUCAGGUGCGCACAUGCCCCACCGCCCACGAUAUGUACAAGGCUCUCAAGGACCUAAACAGCAACGGUGACUACGCCAAUGCUGCUCUCGCGUGGACUGCCUUCAUCGACCUCCGCGCUAAGACCCAACCCACAGUCCGCAGCUAUAUUGGACAGUUUCGCGAGACGAUUAAUGACAUCACGGUACAAGGCAUCACACUUGGAUGGAAGAAGCCUUCAGCAGUACCUGGUACAUCCGCUGACCGCGACGUCGAAGACCUGCUCAUCAUCCACUUCCUUCACGGCUUAGCUCGUGUACUCCCACAGUGGGUAGAAGCUCGCAAUAACGACCUCCGCCAAGGCCAUACAUGGUCUAUCGACACGCUCGUCGCGUCUCUCGAGGAUCACCUACGCCAUGCCCCAGAUGAGCCCGUGAAGACUUUUCUCCCCGUCUCUAAACAAGCGGAGGAGAAGCGCGUUCUCACACGCCUAAACGGCCGCGGCAAUGGCAACAACAACAACCAGAACUCUACUCCUCCGUCUCUGACGACGCGCAAUAGCACCCAACAGAAGCGUACUCAUCAGCCUGUUGGAUUUGACACUAACUAUAUCUAG
This is a messenger RNA of Pyrenophora tritici-repentis Pt-1C-BFP, 936 nucleotides long. The record is from RefSeq and is a predicted model, not a curated record. Lineage: Eukaryota; Fungi; Ascomycota; Dothideomycetes; Pleosporales; Pleosporaceae.